Messenger RNA from Acytostelium subglobosum LB1, 1548 nucleotides. RefSeq lists its product as hypothetical. The transcript is spliced from 4 exons. The record is from RefSeq and is a predicted model, not a curated record. The coding region runs from base 1 to 1548 and encodes 515 amino acids. Gene Ontology annotation, cellular component: vacuolar membrane. NCBI's taxonomy places the organism in Eukaryota, Evosea, Eumycetozoa, Acytosteliales, Acytosteliaceae. Gene Ontology annotation, biological process: protein localization to vacuole.
AUGUUACAAAUAGGUUUUGGUUGGGCUGCCUUUGGCAUUGUAGCAAUAUGCACAGUGCUAUUGAAUAUAAUCAUUAUCAAAUACUACUCUGAUAAGCAUCAGUCGGAGAAGUUCACGACAAUUGUAUCGAUCAUUGGACUGACCACUGCAUUGCUUUGUGUCAUGAUCAUUCCAGUCGAUAUCUUGAACGUCUCGACAAUGUCAAACUCACUUGGAAACAUCACCAUCUCACAGAAUGAUAUUGAUCAACGCAAUCUCUCGCUUAGAAUCUUCUAUUAUGCGUUCUAUGGUUUCACAUUGUUGUUUGCCUUGGUCAUGAUGCCAUUUGCCUACUUCUACUACGAGGAGGAGGAUGAGGCAAGUGGAGUGACAACUGGCGCCAGGAUCCUUGGCGCAUGUAAAUAUACCUCGUUCACCAUCGUCUUUGCUAUUGUUCUGUUUAUCGUUGGUGCCUUCAUCCGCCCCGGCUCCAACAAGCCAGUGGACAACCAGAAUGCAAAGGACUGGUUGGAGCAAGAGUUGCUCAAUCAGAACGCAGCCGUCUCGUCCAUGAUAUUUGCCAUUGCCUGUCUCACCAUUCUUGGCUUCCUCGUAUGGUUCGUCUUCACCGCUUUUGGUCUCUCAGCCUUCCCCAUCGGUCUCAUCAAGGGCCGUCGCAGAGUCAGCGACGAUCGUCACGAUAUCACCGAGAACAUCUACAAGACUCGCGAGAAGGCCAACUACUACUCGUCCAAAUACGCCAGCGGCAAGGCCAUGUCUGCCAACGAGGAGCAGACACUCAGCCUGCUCAAGUCCAAGGAGAGAGUACUCCAGAAGCACUCGAGCAGACUCGACGCCUCCAACUCUGGCAUCAGAAAGAUCUUGGUCGUUGUCAGACCAUUCACCUUUAUCUUUGGAUUCAUCUUCCUCCUGAUCUCACUGCUGCUCAUCAUCUCAAUCGUCCUGUCAAUCAUUGACAAGCUGUCCAGCUCAGUCUGUGGUGCUGCAUGUGGAUUCCUCACCGACUAUCCCAAGCUCAAGAACCCAAUCGACCUCAUGUUGUCCGCUUCUGCUCCAUACUUCCCAUUGGACUACAUUCUUCUUGGUCUACUCAUUCUCUACGUGUACAUUGCAACACUCUCAGGCAUUGUGAAGAUUGGUAUUAGAUUCCUUUGGAUCAAGCUGUACGAGUUCACACCAUCAAGGACUGCACCACAGGCUUUGCUCAUUGCCUCGGUGAUCCUGAUGCUCUCCAACCUGUGUCUAAACAUCCAGAUCGUGCAGCUGGCACCACAAUACGCCAUGUUUGGCACUCAAGUCUGGUACAACGUCACCAGCAACGCGAUUGAGUCGUGCACCAUCAACGCACCACCAUCAGCAUGUGUUAUGACUCAGAUCGGUCUGCUGAUCUCGCGUGUCGAGAUGGGCACCAGCUUCUUUGGAGUCAUCUUCUAUUAUGCCACCUGGGGCAUCGUUGCCGCCUUCAUCAUUGGUUCCAUCAUCUCUAUUAUCAGGAAGCCAAAGAGCAACAUUGUUGCCUAUGGUGAUGACAGUGAUGAGGAAAUAUAA